Molecule: messenger RNA, 718 nt
Organism: Microcebus murinus (gray mouse lemur)
Lineage: Eukaryota; Metazoa; Chordata; Mammalia; Primates; Cheirogaleidae
Product: large ribosomal subunit protein eL42-like
Biological process (GO): translation
Cellular component (GO): ribosome
Molecular function (GO): structural constituent of ribosome
Source: RefSeq, a predicted model, not a curated record
UCAAGUGAUCCUCCAACCUCAGCCUCCCAAGUCAGAGAAUAUUAUAAUACAAAGAGAAUGUUAAGAAAUAUGGGCAUACUAAAUUCAGAAUGGCUUUUCUUUCAAGGAGAAAUGUUAUCAUUAAUAACAUCAUCUUAAACAAUUUUUGUAAUUAUCACUUAAAAAAGUAGAGUUAAAACAAAUACAUGUAACUACAAUGAUAGCCCAAGGUAUUAUUAAGAAUUGCCAAUGCCGGCGCGAGCGGCGGGAGGCAAGGGUUGCGGACGCCAACUUUCCCGAUUUCAUUGAAUAGACAGACGGCUCUACAGUAAACAUGGUCAAUGUACCUAAAACUCGAAGAACUUCCUGUAAGAAGUGUGGCAAGCAUCAACCUCACAAAGUGACCCAGUAUAAGAAGGGCAAGGAUUCCCUGUAUGCCCAGGGAAAGAGGCGCUAUGAUCGGAAGCAGAGUGGCUACGGUGGGCAAACAAAGCCAAUUUUCCGGAAGAAGGCUAAAACCACAAAGAAGAUUGUGCUAAGGCUGGAAUGUGUUGAGCCUAACUACAGAUCCAAGAGGAUGCUGGCCAUUAAGAGAAGCAAGCAUUUUGAACUGGGAGGAGAUAAGAAAAGAAAAGGCCAAGUGAUCCAGUUCUAAACUUUGGGACUCUUUUUGUCCUUUAAUUUUGAGGAGAAAAUGUUGAAGCUGUAGAAAAAUUAUUUGUAGGGAAAUAAAUACAAU